AUGAUGACAUACGCACUUGAUGAUACUGUAAUGAGCGCCGAAGAUCUUCCCAGUAGAAUUCAAGAUAACUCUAGCAUUAGCCCUAGCGCAGACACGAGUGGAAAUGUUGCCGAUGUAGGAGAAGAUUCUGGCGCCGACGCGUCAGGAAGCGCAGAUAUAUCUUCUGGAAAUGUCCAGCUGGAUCUUUUGGCAUCGAAUAUGAACGACAUCGAGGUGCCAGCCUCCAAUCCGGCACUGGAAAUGUACAAAAUGAUCAAGCCAGUAACGAGUUUCCAGUUUACGUCGUUUACGGCAGCGUUUGCCCGACCAUCAUGGCUAGAAGAGUACAAUCCUGUUGAAUGUCAUUCCGUUCCGGCAACGCAGACUAACGAAAACAUUAUGACCGCUCAUUCAUCUUCAGGUGCUGGCACCAGUCAUUCAUCAAUGGGCCCUGUAUGGGCAUCUACAUACGAUAAUGAAUUUGGAAGCAUAUGGAGGAACAGUACGUCUGUGUCUGUGCCUAGACCCAGACCGGCCUCUGUUCCUGCCAUAAUACAACAAAACCACUUUCACCAGAAUCCAAUGAACUAUUUUGGCCUACCUCAAGGGCCUUCGUCUGUCCCGGAGACUAGACUCCAUGAUUCAAUGGUGGAUUCGGCUAAUGAUUCGGCUUCAGAGUCCAUCUCGGGCUCCGUAGCCGAUUCUGUCGCAGGAUCUGUAGCUGGCUCUGUUGUAGGCUCUAUAUCGGGCUCUAUCACUGACUCGAUCAUGGAUCACAGCUCGGUUGACAGGACAGACUCAUUGUCUAGCACAGAAGCAGCCUCUAACAUGGCCUCUCCUUCAAUGUCAAUGCUCGAAUCAGUGCCUCAUCGUAUCAACCAGAACCUAUCGGCAGGCUCAAGCGUCUCUUCUGCAGUUUCAAGCUCACAUCCACUGUUCGAUGCUAGUGUUUCCAUGUCUUCUGUUUCUUCGAGUACUUCCUCUGGUUCCCUCUUAGCUACUGGGAGCCCAAUUACGAAUGUCAAGUAUAGAUGUUCACAGUGCGGCAAGGCCUUUGCCAGGCCAUCGUCUUUGAAUACACACAUUAACAUUCAUACUGGUGAUAAACCUUACAAAUGCUUGUACCAGAAUUGCACCAAGCAAUUCAAUGCAAAAUCAAAUAUGCUGAGACACUACAAAUUACAUUCUAAAAAGCCAAAGGCUAAAGUACAGAACAAGAAUAAAGCAAGAAAACUUUGA
Kluyveromyces marxianus DMKU3-1042 is the source of this 1218-nucleotide messenger RNA. RefSeq lists its product as uncharacterized. Gene Ontology annotation, cellular component: nucleus. The coding region runs from base 1 to 1218 and encodes 405 amino acids. The transcript has a single exon. The record is from RefSeq and is a predicted model, not a curated record. Lineage: Eukaryota; Fungi; Ascomycota; Saccharomycetes; Saccharomycetales; Saccharomycetaceae.